Parathielavia appendiculata is the source of this 804-nucleotide messenger RNA. RefSeq lists its product as uncharacterized. Bases 195 to 665 code for a protein of 156 amino acids. The transcript has a single exon. Lineage: Eukaryota; Fungi; Ascomycota; Sordariomycetes; Sordariales; Chaetomiaceae. The record is from RefSeq and is a predicted model, not a curated record.
ACAGUCCUCCCUCUCAUUUUUUGUGCGCCUUAAGUCACCGGAGACACAGUUCUUGAAUUCCUUCUGCACGUCGUCAAGCUGGCCGUAUAGUUCGAUAGCCUCCAUCUCGGCUCGGUUCUCUCCUGCCGAUGCUGCUCCAUUUGGGAGGUGCGUCGGGCGAGCGUCCUAUCAAGAGCCUGGGUCUAUGAUGGGCAAUGGUGCAAACAACGGGCGCCAGGCCCAGGAGAACUUGCCCCUCCACCAAGAAGAACCUCAGAUUAAGCAUUGAGGCAACGAGAGCGGUUUGCUGUGCCUCAACUCCUCUUUGCUCCUCUAGCUCAACCUCCCCUGCGAGACCCGCGAGGUUCUCCAUGAGAAGUGUGUUGUCUUUUGUCAAUGUGGGGUUCUUGUGUCUCAGCUUGGAGUUUCCGUCCAUCAGGCUGGAGGUCUCUUCUCAAAGUCUGGAAUUCUCCUCCCGGAUACUGGUACUUUCACCCCUCAGACUGGAGGUCUUCUCCUGCAAACUGCACUUCUCCGUCCGACUGGCGUUCUCGUCCCUCAGACUGGAAAGCUCCUCCCUUAGACCGGAAUUCUCUACUCCCAGUGUGCUGCUUUGCCCCCUGGCCUGCCCCAGUUCGCGCCUAAUCUUAGUUACCUCGGCACUGCUUUUUGUGAGCUGCGCUUGAGCACGCUGGUAAAGUUGUUCAAGUUCGGAGAUCCGAUUGUCCUGGGAGUCCAGCUCGUUCUUCAAUUCGGAGAUUCGUCUCAGCAGCUCCUCAUUUUCGGCUCUGCGAUCGCAAUCAAGCUUAUCUUGGUUGUCCAGAA